Messenger RNA from Dunckerocampus dactyliophorus (ringed pipefish), 1929 nucleotides. It is a transcript of the gene dck, whose product is annotated as deoxycytidine kinase. Gene Ontology annotation, biological process: nucleobase-containing compound metabolic process. NCBI's taxonomy places the organism in Eukaryota, Metazoa, Chordata, Actinopteri, Syngnathiformes, Syngnathidae. The record is from RefSeq and is a predicted model, not a curated record. Gene Ontology annotation, cellular component: cytoplasm; mitochondrion. Gene Ontology annotation, molecular function: ATP binding; deoxycytidine kinase activity. The transcript has 7 exons. Bases 293 to 1084 code for a protein of 263 amino acids.
AAGGAGAUCUAAAACAAAAUAACCGCAAUUUUAACAAAACAUAGCGUCGUGGUAAAUUAUACCGCUUUAGAAGAACUAGUUCUCCGUUGCAUGUUACGCUUCUAAACUGUGUUCCCAAUAGAGGAUCUCUGACGCAGUGCACCACUUCCUGGUUGGUGGUGUGUGUUGCCGCCUAACUUUGAGCGGCAGCAGCAGCAGCAGCAACAACAACAACAAGAUUUUGUUCGUCUGGCGCCACUUUCACAUCCCGCCUCAGUUUAGUCCUACAAGAGACAGUUUAUUCAUUUACAAAAUGUCUUUUACCCCAAAGAGGCCUCGCUCUGAUCAAAUGAACGACUCCAUGGAGAAGAGGAUAAAGCGGAUCUCAAUCGAGGGGAAUAUCGCUGCCGGUAAGUCGACAUUUGUACGCCUUCUUGCUCAGGAGUGCUCGGACUGGGAGGUGGUACCGGAGCCCAUCGCCAGGUGGUGCAACGUGCAAACAAGCGGCAGCGACUAUGAGGAACUGACGUCGUCCCAGAGGUGUGGCGGCAACGUGCUGAAGAUGAUGUACGACAAGCCCGAGAGGUGGGCGUACACCUUCCAGAGUUACGCCUGCAUCAGCCGCGUGCGCGCCCAGAUCCGCUCGGCCAACGGGAAGCUACGGGAGGCGGAGGAUCCCGUGCAGUUCUUUGAGCGCUCCAUCUACAGCGACAGGUACAUCUUUGCGGCCACCCUCUACGAGAGCGAGUGUCUGAACGAGACGGAGUGGUCCAUCUACCAGGACUGGCACGGCUGGCUGCACAGCCAGUUUGGCCAGCACAUCCAGCUGGAUGGCAUCGUCUACCUGCGAGCCCCACCUGAGAAAUGUCUGGAGCGGCUGCACCUGCGAGGUCGUGAGGAAGAGCAGGACAUCCCUCUGGAGUAUCUGGACAAGCUCCACUUCAAGCACGAGAGCUGGCUGCAGCACAAGACCAUAAAGACGGACUUUGAGUACCUCAACGACGUGCCGGUCCUGACGCUGGACGUGACGGAAGAGUUCAAAGGCAACAAGAGCAAGAGUGCCGACAUGCUGGAGAAGGUGAAAGAGUUCCUGAGCACCUUGUGAGGCCCACGGAAGAGGAGGGAAAAACACUUUUCCCCAUUUUUAAACAAUGACAUAUCUCUUCAGAGAUGUUUUAAUUUUGUUAUUAUAAUUAUUAUUAUUACUUGAAUGAAAUGACAUUUUUGUACUUUUUAACAACAACAACAGCCCUUCAGUGUGGUUUUAGAGGUUAUGCUGGUUGUGGGACGACGGCUUGGAAAAAUGAAAUAAACUUGAAUGAGUUAAAGAUAAAAUACAAUUGAAUAUGUUUUCCAAAGUGGCGGCCAGAAAGACGAGGUAGACCUCCGCCAAGGCUUUUAAGCGUUACAUGUUUGAUUCAGAUCAGAUCUCACCACUUUUGAUCAUGUAUAGACUUACUGGAUCAAACAUGUUCAUCGUAAAAAAUAAUAAUAAUAAUAAUUAUUAUAUAAAUACUACUCAUUAAAUACAUUUUUAACUUCCUUUUUAAAUAUUAAAAUGUAAAUUAAAAAAUAAAAUUAAUUAUAAAAAAAUACUGCUUAUGUGCCCUGCGAUUGGCUGGCGACCAGUCCAGGGUGUACCCCGCCUGUCGCCCGAAAUCAGCUGGGAUAGGCUCCAGCAUGCCCCUGCGACCCUAAAGAGGAGAAGCGGCAUAGAAAAUGGAUGGAUGGACUACUCAUAAGUCAUAAAAUGUAUCUUUAACCUUCCUUUUUAAAUAAUAAAAUGAAAAGAAAUUUUUUUGAUUAUGAAAAUUCUACUCAUGAAAAUCAUUAUAAAAUAUAUUUUUAAAUAUUCAAAAUAAAAUAGAUAUUUUUUUAAUUAUAAAAAUACUACUCUAAAAAUCCUAAAAUACUGUAUAUCUGUAACCUUUUCUUUUUAAAUAUUAACAU